This is a messenger RNA of Megalopta genalis, 1851 nucleotides long. RefSeq names its product membrane bound O-acyltransferase domain containing farjavit (gene frj). The record is from RefSeq and is a predicted model, not a curated record. Gene Ontology annotation, cellular component: mitochondria-associated endoplasmic reticulum membrane contact site; membrane. Gene Ontology annotation, biological process: phosphatidylinositol biosynthetic process; lipid modification. Gene Ontology annotation, molecular function: lysophospholipid acyltransferase activity. Lineage: Eukaryota; Metazoa; Arthropoda; Insecta; Hymenoptera; Halictidae.
GGAGACUACCAGACGAGACGCAGUCGAGCUACUGCAGUCAAGCCGAUACGAUGUUGUUGUCUGAUGUGUUCUACGUGGUGAUACUUUUGUUCUGUGUAUUUGUCGGGAAGAUUUAUCAACAAAUUGAAAAUGUAUACGAGAAGCAAUGGUCAUGCACGAUCCUCGGAUUCUUUCUGGCCACGAUAGUUUCUGGAAGUCAUGUAAUUCAUCCUGUAAUCAGUACCGUGAUUAACGCGAUUAUUAUAACCAAGCUCUCUCCAAAAAUAUGUCACCUGGCAAGCUUCUUUUUUUCAUUCUUCUACCUACUGUUCAUAUUCCGUUUAGGGGAAUAUAUUGGUCUACCAGAAUCUCCAUCCCACACGAAUCUUGUGCUCAUGAUAUUAACACUAAAAUUAUCUGGACUAGCCUUUGAGCUAAAUGCAGCUUCAACUCAGGCAUCUGAUGACCCGGAAGGAGUAAAUUCUGAGGCAUUGAAAAAUGUAGGAUUUAUGGAUGUGUUUCAUUAUGGUUUCAGCUACAUGGGGGUCUUGACUGGUCCUUACUACCGUUAUAGAACAUACUGGGAUCAUUUGCACAGGCCAUUCUCUAAAUAUGUGGACCCUGAGCCUCUCACAUACUCCAAGCUCAAGCAAACAGCAAUCUUUAUUGUGUUUUAUCUUCUGAUGAAUGCAUAUUACCCCACCAGAUAUGUCACUACAGACGAAUUCGCGGAAAGAGCUUUUCUUUAUAGAUACUUCUACAUGUAUCCUACGUUUUUCAGUUUCAAAUUAAGAAUGUAUAUUGGCAUGGCCUUGGCCGAAUGUGCUUGCCAAAUGGCUGGGCUUGGAGCAUAUCCUGUGAGGACCAACCCUGUCAUAGGCCUCGGACCUCGAGAUUACAAGGCUAUUCAGGCUAUGUCGUAUGAUUCUGAAAAAUUGAAAGUUGAAGAGUACAAUUUUGAUACUGUAUAUAACAUGAAUGUGAAGAAGUUGGAAAGUUGUCACUCGACGAGAACCGCUAUGAAGUCGUGGAACGCAUGUAUCCAAUAUUGGAUGGGCGUUUAUGUAUAUAAAAGGUUUCCGUACAAAAGUUUACGAACACUGGCCACAUUUACGCUCUCGGCUGCCUGGCAUGGCUGGCAAGCCGGUUACUACUUCUGCAUUUGUCAAAUUCCUUUGUUCUUGAUGAGCGAGGACAUAGGGAUGAAAUUCUACAAUCAGAGUAAAGAGAACAGUUUGGCGAGGAGGGUGUGGCAACUAAUCUUGUGGUAUGAAAAAACAACCUGCAUGGCAUAUUUAGGAGUACCGUUUUUGUUGCUAGGAAUGGAAGAGUCAAUACAUUAUUACAAAAGUGUAUACUUUGCGGGUCAUAUUGUAGCAAUAAUAUUGUACGUACUCGUCCGCUGCUUGAAACCCUAUAUUUUACAAAAACCCAUAGAGAGUAAGGACAAGGUCAACUAGUCCGCUACGCUAGAACAAAGUAUUUAAAAGAUCUGCAUGUACGUAUCUUUCCAAGUAAUUCUGUCACAGUCUUCUCUCUAAGAUAGCUUAUAGCAAUAGAGUUUUUUUAAGUACCAAAUUUUUACAAAUUGUAGUAGCAUAUUAUCGACGCUAAGUCAAUAAUAUAUGAAUAUGUUAAUUAAGAUGUGUAUGUAUAACAUACUUCAUCAUUAUGAUUGAACUAGUCAGUCAGUCAGUACGAUAAAUGAGAACAAUUUUAUUCUGACUUAAUACUUCCAUAGAUGUUAUUUAUGAGAAAAAAAAAGGAGAAAAAAUGAAAAAGAGAGUGUUCACGAAUAUAUUAAAAGGGUUUCUAUUCUUCCAUUUGUAAAGAUGAACAAGUCAGAAGUAAUAAAAAAUUCCAUUUGUUUAA